Messenger RNA from Entelurus aequoreus (snake pipefish), 2989 nucleotides. It is a transcript of the gene itpk1b, whose product is annotated as inositol-tetrakisphosphate 1-kinase b. The record is from RefSeq and is a predicted model, not a curated record. Gene Ontology annotation, cellular component: cytoplasm. NCBI's taxonomy places the organism in Eukaryota, Metazoa, Chordata, Actinopteri, Syngnathiformes, Syngnathidae. Gene Ontology annotation, molecular function: inositol-1,3,4-trisphosphate 5-kinase activity; inositol-3,4,5,6-tetrakisphosphate 1-kinase activity; magnesium ion binding. Bases 303 to 1469 code for a protein of 388 amino acids. The transcript has 11 exons. Gene Ontology annotation, biological process: inositol trisphosphate metabolic process.
CUCUUGGAGGCAUCACCAGCCUCCUGAAUCCUGGGUGUGUGCAGGCAGCAGAACCCGUAGACAGGGGGAGAAAACACCAGCAACAUCGCAACGUGAGUCCAGCUGUGCCUGUCAUCUGUCACUUUGUCGGGAAACUUCUUCCAUUGCACAAUCGGGCGGGCUAAGAAUGGCGAACUGCCCGAGCUAGUUCCUGAAGAGGACCUCCAUUCAGGGGUGGACUGCCAAAAACUGCCAGGUUGAUCCCUCGCCCAGUCAGUCUGUCACAUCCUUGACGUCCGGGGGGAUCCAGGACCUCUGUGGAAAUGCAGACCUUCCUAAAAGGCCGCAGAGUCGGCUACUGGCUCAGCGAAAAGAAGAUGAAGAAGCUGAAUUUCCAUGCUUUUGCAGAUUUGUGCAGGAAAAGAGGGAUCGAGGUUGUUCAGCUGGACCUCAGCCAGCCUCUGGAGGAUCAGGGUCCCCUGGACGUCAUCAUCCACAAACUGACGGACCUCAUUCUGGAGGCGGACCAGAAUGAUUCCCAGGCUGUGCUGCUGGUGCAAAGAGUGCAGGACUACAUCGAUGCACAUCCUGAGACCAUAGUCCUCGAUCCCCUUCCAGCUAUCAGGACUCUGCUGGACCGUUGCAAGUCUUACCAGCUAAUCCACAGGAUAGAAAGCUGUAUGCAAGAUGAGAGGAUUCGCUCUCCUCCGUUCAUGGUACUCAACACAGAGUGCAGCCCGGACGUACUGGAGCAGAUCAGGAAACACGGACUCACAUUCCCCUUCAUUUGCAAAACACGAGUGGCUCACGGAACCAACUCUCAUGAGAUGGCCAUUAUCUUCAACGAGGACGACCUCAAGGACGUGAAGGCGCCCUGUGUGAUCCAGAGCUUCAUCAACCACAACGCAGUGCUUUACAAGGUGUUUGUGGUGGGCGACUCCUACACGGUGGUGGAGAGGCCCUCCCUCAAGAACUUCCCUGCUGGACCUGCAGACAGGAAAGCCAUUUUCUUCAACAGCCACAACGUUUCCAAGCCGGAGUCGUCCUCUGACCUGACCUCGAGGGACAACGUGGAGGGCGUGUCUCAGCCUCCCAGCGAUGACGUCAUCCGAGAACUGUCCCGGUCCUUGCGGCAGGCGCUGGGCGUGUCCUUGUUUGGCAUCGACGUCAUCAUUAAUAACCAAAGCGGCCAACAUGCUGUCAUUGACGUCAACGCCUUCCCUGGUUACGAAGGCGUCCCCGAGUUCUUCAACGACCUGCUCAACCACAUCAGCAGCGUCCUCCAGAGCCACAGCCCCCCCGACUUGAGUGCCCCAGGCCCCGCCUCCACUACGCCGGCCCCCGCCUGCUGCUGCUGCGGCGCCAACCCGUGGAUCGUGGAGGGCAACGCAGCAGGACUGAAGGGCCCGCGUCAGAGACUGGGCUGCAAUUCGCCCAACUUCCAGCAGCACUGCGUGUCCACGAUAGCCACCAAGGCUUCCUCCCAGUGACGUUACCACGGUGACAAAAACAAUAACAAUGAAUUAUAAUCAUAAUAAUUAUGAUGUUAUUGAUAAUAUAAUCUAAUCACAACCUUUUCCUUUGUAGUUUUUGCAAAUGAUGGUGAUUGGGUGUCAAGCUUUCUUUUCUCUCUGGGCUUUGAUUUUGUAUUUUUGCUCGUGUCUAAUGAGACUUUAUUAGUACUGUAAUGUGAAGCUGGCAAGUGUUUGCUACAGCCCAGCUUCUCGCUGGCAGCAAACACAUUCCUACUGGGAGCUGUUUGUCAGACAUGCCACUUGAUGUGCAAUGUAUGAUCCCUUUGUGUGUGUCUGUGUGCGUGCGAAUGACUCCCCUGCACAAAAGGCCCUACUCUCCAAUGUGAUUAAGUGGGAAAAAAAUGUUUCCUUGAUUUAAGUCCUUUUGAUCCUUAGCACUUGUGAGGCUGCAAUAAGUCCAGCGCCCCUGGAAGGUGAAACAUAUUGCACUUGAAGUUUGGAUGCAGUGUACACCACACAUAAUAAAGUGAUAAAAGAAACUCUCAAAGGUGUAAUGUGCGUACCUCCAAGCACAUAAAAAAACACUUAUCAGGAAAAUAGGGCCUAAAGUGAAUGGUUAGUUUGAAUGGAGAGAUGUUUGUGAGUGCCAUCACAGCUGAGAAGAAAAGCCUCGGUGUGACCAAUCGGAAGAUUCCAUCUCCAACAUUCCAUCUGUUUCCCACUCAGCAAGACUCCCACAGCACUUUUUUGUCUUCUUGUCUACUCUCCUGUGGACACAACUCUAUUUGUGUUCAGAAGAACAUUUAUUCCAACUCUUUAAGGAGAGUCAAUGAAGAAAGUAGCAAGAUGAUAGGUUGGACUUACACACACACAGUUGAACAGAAUGGUCUGCUGCUGUAAAGGACGCACUAAAAUCAAAUAGACUACUUCAAAGAACACAAUUGUAUUACAUUAGUAUAACAUACUACAAUUAGGAAUUAAAUUCAUCCCUGGUGUGGCAAAUUAUCUUUUUGUAUAUAUUUUUGGUUUACUAAGAUUGACUUCUUUUGCUGAGAUUUUAUGGAAGAGCGUGUUUUAUAUAAAAGUGGGCACGUGAACAAAGUGUUUACUGGCAACAAACAUGGUGUUAAAAGGGAUAGACGAACAUAAAACUGCCAAAUGUGGUUCCUGAGAAGGCUUGUUUCCCCAUUCAGUAGUGGGACCAUUUCACCAGCACUCAAUGUCAUUUUCAAGGAACCACACACUUCCUGGAGUGGGACUAACACACGCUUGUGUCUGAGUUGUGUACUUGGACAAGACAAAUAAUUGGUGAACCUCUGCACCCCAGCCUGCUUCCACCUCCAAAUGUUUACUCCUUGGGUGUCAUGUACAGUACGUGUAUGUAUAUAUAUACAGUACGCCUAAGCUUACAUGGUCCAGUGCCAUGCUGCAUUAUCAUUGUUGUAAUUCAACAGGAAUCCACAAAGCUCAAAUCAAACAAUUCAACUAACAGAUGCUGAAAUAAAUACGUGAAAAUGUGGUGUUUGUGUGUUGUG